Molecule: messenger RNA, 716 nt
Organism: Egretta garzetta (little egret)
Lineage: Eukaryota; Metazoa; Chordata; Aves; Pelecaniformes; Ardeidae
Gene: EREG
Product: epiregulin
Exons: 7
Coding region: 348-704 (118 amino acids)
Biological process (GO): epidermal growth factor receptor signaling pathway; positive regulation of mitotic nuclear division; positive regulation of cell population proliferation
Source: RefSeq, a predicted model, not a curated record
UGCAGCAUCGGGAAGAGGAGGCUGGGAGGCAGCCGGUGCUACUCCAGCUCACCGUCCAUGAGGGAGGCGAUCUGCGGGAAGGGCAGGAGUCCGGAUCGCGGGAGGCGCCGGUGCAAACCUCUGCCUCUGCACGUGAAUUCGGUCUUACUCUCGAUGGACAGAAACAACGCAGAUCCGUCCCCACAGCGGCAAUGCAUAAGACUGGAUACAAGCCCUGCAGAGAGCAGCUAAACAUCUCCACGCUCCUGUAGACCUAAGAAAAUGCUCCCAAAAUAAGGAGUGUGAUUCGUUACCUAUUGCAGUCGGUCCUGGGCACAACAGUGAUCCCAUUGUGUGAGCCUGGUGAAAUGGAGAACUGCACAACAGCGCUAAUCCAGACAGAGAACAGUCCACGUGUGGCUCAAGUCGGGAUAACUAGAUGCAAGCCUGAAAUGAAGGACUACUGCUUCCACGGACACUGCGUGUACAUAGUGGACUUGAAUGAGCACUAUUGCAGGUGUGACGUAGGCUUCUCUGGUGUCCGGUGUGUGCAUUCAGAACUUGUCAGACAACCCCUCAGCAAGGAGUACGUGGCGCUGACAGUUAUCGUAGUUCUGCUUUUCCUCACCGCCGUCUCUAUUGCAAGCUACUACAUCUGGAGAAGGUACCGAAGCAAGAAGAGACAAACGAACGCCGGUGAAUACAAGGAAGUUGUUGCCCUGUAGAGGAAAACGGUG